Messenger RNA from Gossypium arboreum, 4055 nucleotides. RefSeq lists its product as uncharacterized. NCBI's taxonomy places the organism in Eukaryota, Viridiplantae, Streptophyta, Magnoliopsida, Malvales, Malvaceae. The transcript has 7 exons. Gene Ontology annotation, molecular function: protein binding. The record is from RefSeq and is a predicted model, not a curated record. The coding region runs from base 1960 to 3897 and encodes 645 amino acids.
ACCACCGUACAAUCCCGUAAUCAGAAUCUUAGACUUUCUUACCACAAGCAAAUAAAAUGUCCCUCAUGAAACUGUAGUGAACGAAAAUGGCAAAGCUUGUUUGAGAUUUUGGUGUAACUUCAAAAGCUAUAUACCUAUAUGUAGUAGAAGAAAUGGAAUAGAAAAAAGGGUCUUUCUUUCUUUCUUCUUCUUCCUUUUUUUUUUUUUUUACUUUCUUUCAUUUUGUGUUCAAUGAUGACGUGAUAAAAAUCCCAAGAUGAAAUCUUUUGUUUUGUUGAAGAUGGAAUUGAAACCCCAGAAUCCCCAAGUAAGAAAACCUUCCCCAUUUUGAUGAUGAUCUGGUUUGCAUUAGGUACCAGCAACACCCCAAAAAACCCGGAAUUUUGCUCUAAAAUAAGACACAGACAGAUCAAAUUAGAUGAGGGAAGCACCCAACACACUCAAAACCAGAACAGGUAAACUGAGAUCAACAAAGCUACACUCUUCUUCAUGUUCGCCUGUUUUUAUCAAACUUAAAAGAUAAACAUAAAAUCAUCUGCUGCAACACCAAACCCAAGAGAGGGUCUGAAUCUGAGGGUGUGUUGUUUUUGGCUUGCUGAAAAUGAAACCAGCCUACCUAUAUGUUUUUAAACCAUUUAUGGUUCCGUUGCUAGCUCAGUAGAGACCCCUAGCCUCUGUAAUUAUAUAGUUAUUUUUUUAACUAUUCUUUUUGUGCUUUUUUGGGGACCCUUUUCUCUUAAAUAAGUUGAACUGGUGUUGUUGAGCCUAUUGCUGCUAGUGUUGGUGUUUCAUAGGCUGGCUAAUUCCCACCAUUUAAUGCCCUUUCUUGGCCUUUUAAAACUCAGCCUAAUUAAAUCACAUAACAGAACCAACUGUACUAGCUUUUAAAGGUUAAGUCUUUUUUUUUGUUUUUUUUUCUGAAAAAGAAAAAUUUAAAACUUUUAUUUACACCAAUAAUCUACGAUGUGCAACUUACUUUUCACAACUUUUCUUUUUCUCUUCAGUACUUAAAAGCUGAAUUGUCAGUUUUCUUCCUUCAGAAUUCUGCUGUAUCGGGGUACUAAGAAUAAUUUAGUCCUUAUUACUAUUACCAUUAGUAUUAUACAUUUUUAAAUUCUAGCAGAGUUUCCAUAUUUUCAUGUUCAAAACCUUCUUCAUUUGGUGUUAUGGAGUUUCCAAAAUUUCCCCAUUUCGUUCUGUUCUGCCAUUAAUUUUGGCUAACUUGUUGGUGUUUACAGAUAUUGUUAGAUAUAAUCAUCACCAUUCCCUUACCAACACAAAUCCAAGAGAAAAAAAGAGAAAGAGCUUUGUUGCAGAAAAAGCACAAGUCUAGGUUCUUGUUCCCCGAGCUGCGCCGCUUCUUCUUGUCGCUCGUGCGUUCCCGAAAUCCCAAAUCUCGAGGCCCUCAAUGCCGAACCACACACUCUCUCUAUAACCCAUUUGGUUUUCGAUUCUGGGUUUCUCUUCAUAUUUGCCCCUUCAAGAGUUUCAAGGUUUUUCCAAAGGUUUAAAAUCGAGUUUUGAGUUGUUGAGCAACCCAUGAUCAAAAGGGGAGAGUCGGUAAUAGUGGUUUUUUGGAAAUUUCCAUUUCUGCUUUUUGCAUGGAACCCAAGGUACUAGCCUUGAAACCAUUCAAACAUUGGUCUUUGUUUUUAACUAUUUGAUUAUUUCCACCAUUCCGGGCCCUGGGUGUCAUCAUUUUUUUUAAUGUUAAUUGUAUACUGGGAUCCAUAUAUGUUCAAGUUCUGGAGCAUGCUAACAGGGGUUGUUGCUAAUUUUGCUUUGAAUUUUUGCUUUAUCAAUUGAGUUAAAACUCUUGUCUGUGAAUUGGGGAUUCAAAAAGGGUCUAGGAAAGUUCUUGGGUUGCUUAGAGGAAUGUACUGAAAGAAUUGGUUUUGAUGUGGAACACUAGUCUUAAGAGUUGGUUUUGAUGUGGAACACUAGUCUUAGUUACUAGUCAUGCUAAGUUCCGAAGAGGGUGAAAAUGAUGUCUUCUUUGAUUCUUUGGAUUGCUUGUCGACCGAAGAGCCUGUUUUAGCGAAACAAGGAUUAGAGUGUGGGAAAUUAGAGUAUGAAAUUUGGAUGAAUGAACCUGGAAGUGUUAAGGAGCGGCGUGAAAGAUUUCUUCACGGAAUGGAUCUAGUUGAGUUUGCAAAUUCAUCAAGGAUAAAGGAUUUGCAGAGGAUCACAGAGUGCAGUGAUGCUGUCUUGAGUUCUUCGUGUCCGUCUGUUCGCAAUGGGGAAGGAAGUAUUGCUGAUUGUGAUAGGAAAAUGAUGUGUGAAGCCAAUUUUUUGCUCGAUGAAUCAACAGCAGCUCUUGAGAGCGAGAAUAAGGUAUUUGAACAACAGGAAACACAACAACACUUUGAUGAAUCUGAAAAGGCUGAAGUUAAUAGGAAGAAAUUCAAGAAAUGGUGGAAACACUUUUCCAGCAUGAGGAAAGCUGGGGAAAGCAGGGGUUCAUCUAAGACAUCGAAACCGAGUUUCAAAGUAUAUGAAACAAACAGAGUGAUGGUUCAGUCCAACAAGAAAGGAUACAUGGAGUUUUCAGCACUUUACAUGGGACAAGAAAUACAGGCUCACAAGGGCUUCAUCUGGACAAUGAAGUUUAGCCCUGAUGGUCAGUAUUUGGCAAGUGGUGGUGAAGAUGGGGUGGUCCGUAUAUGGCGUGUGAUGUCAACAGAUGCCUUUAGUAAACCUUUGAUAGCUGAGCACAAUUUAGGUAGAUCGAUGGACAAAGGGAAAUUCGGUUUUGGCAGAGAGAAGCCGGUUGACUCUCAAGUUGUUAUUCCUAAUAAGAUUUUUCGGAUUGAGGAGUCACCAAUCCAGGAGCUUCAUGGUCAUGGCAGUGACGUUUUAGAUGUUGCAUGGUCCAGAUCAAAUUUUCUCAUUUCCUCUUCCAUGGAUAAAACGGUCCGUCUCUGGAAAGUCGGCUGCGAUCAGUGUUUAAAUGUUUUUCAUCAUAACAAUUACGUCACUUGCAUUCAGUUCAAUCCCAUUGAUGACAGUUAUUUCAUCAGCGGUUCUCUAGAUGGAAAAGUUAGGAUUUGGGGAGUGUCGGAGAAGCGAGUCGUUCAUUGGGUGGAUGUUUGGGACAUUGUAACUGCUAUAUGUUACCGGCCAGAUGGAAAGGAAUUUAUUGCCGGUUCUAUUAGAGGUACUUGCCAUUUUUAUCAAGUAUCAGGUGAAGACGUUAUUUUGGAGGCCGAGAUUCAUAUUCAUGGCAGAAAGAAAACUUCAGGCAACAAAAUCACAAGUAUUCAGUACUCCCAGGAUGAACCUCACAAAGUUAUGAUAACUUCUAGAGAUUCCAAACUCCGAAUACUCGAUGGGGUUGAUACUGUUCGUAAAUUUAAAGGACUCCACAAGUCCGGAAGUCAGAUGUCAGCAUCUUUUACGUCGACUGGGAGACAUAUAAUCUCAGUUGGAGAAGACUGUCGUGUUUACGUUUGGAACUACGAUGACAUUUGCCCUCGAACAUCGAAACAUACAAAAUCUGUUUCUUCUUGCGAACACUUCUUCUGUGAAGAUGUGUGUGUAGCAAUACCUUGGUUAGGCCAAGGUUCAGAUCAACGGCACUCGGAUCGGUCACUGAGAGGGGAUCAGAUAGAGGGUACUUCUUGGAUCAGAGAUUCGCAACGAUUCUCACUUGGAAACUUGUUCUCCAUAGAUGGCUCCUGCAAGGGUUCUGCAACAUGGCCUGAAGAAAAACUUAUGUUGUGGGAAACAACAGUUGCAGAAGACGAGUAUUAUUCGUAUGAACAACAGCAGCUCUGUCACAACUACGGCGACUAUCACGCAACCUUGCCGGAAACAUGGGGCCUCGUGAUUGUUGCAGGCGGACGGAACGGAAGAAUCAAGACAUUCCACAACUAUGGAUUGCCUGUUAGUCUAUAGGAUUUUUUUGUUGCAAGGGUUUCUCAUGGUCGACUUAAAAGAACUCUCAUUUGUAAAUUUUUUCUAGGUUGAAGAUAUUCAACCCAUUGGCCAUCAGAUUUCAGUUAAAAUUAGAAUUUAAAUUCAAAUACAAGCUAAAUUAAAAUUGCAUAAGAAAA